UCCUCCCUCACUGCCCAGGAGACCGGCUAAUUUCCACGCGAAGGGCGCCGCCGCUGACGCCACCACUCCGCGACCUCUUUCGGGACCUGCGUUCGGAGUGGGCGGGUCGGCGCAGGCGCAUUUUGGUGAGCGAGCCGAAGCGCGGGAAGCGGCUGUAGAGGAUACUGAGUCGCGGAGGCUUGGUCAACCUGGUAGAUAAAGGAAAAGAUGCCCGCCACACGGAAGCCAAUGAGAUAUGGACAUACAGAGGGACACACGGAGGUCUGUUUUGAUGAUUCUGGGAGCUUUAUUGUGACUUGUGGAAGUGAUGGUGAUGUGAGGAUUUGGGAAGACUUGGAUGAUGAUGAUCCUAAGUUCAUUAAUGUUGGAGAAAAGGCAUAUUCAUGUGCUUUGAAGAAUGGAAAAUUGGUAACUGCAGUUUCUAAUAAUACUAUUCAAGUCCACACAUUUCCCGAAGGAGUUCCAGAUGGUAUAUUGACUCGCUUCACUACAAAUGCAAACCAUGUGGUCUUUAGUGGGGAUGGUACUAAAAUUGCUGCUGGAUCUAGUGAUUUUCUAGUCAAAAUUGUGGAUGUGAUGGAUAGCAGCCAACAGAAAACAUUUCGAGGACAUGAUGCCCCUGUUUUAAGUCUUUCCUUUGAUCCUAAGGACAUCUUUCUGGCAUCAGCUAGUUGUGAUGGAUCUGUCAGAGUGUGGCAAAUUUCAGAUCAGACAUGUGCUGUUAGUUGGCCACUGCUACAAAAAUGCAACGAUGUGAUAAAUGCAAAAUCAAUCUGCAGACUUGCUUGGCAGCCAAAAAGUGGGAAGUUACUGGCAAUUCCUGUGGAAAAAUCUGUUAAGCUAUAUAGAAGAGAAACUUGGAGUCAUCAAUUUGAUCUUUCGGAUAAUUUCAUCUCUCAGACCCUCAAUAUUGUAACCUGGUCUCCCUGUGGGCGAUAUUUAGCUGCAGGUAGUAUUAAUGGUCUAAUUAUAGUUUGGAAUGUGGAAACCAAAGACUGCAUGGAAAGGGUGAAACAUGAGAAAGGUUAUGCGAUUUGUGGUCUGGCAUGGCAUCCUGCUCGUGGUCAAAUAUCUUAUACUGAUGCAGAAGGAAAUCUAGGGCUUCUAGAGAAUGUCUGUGACUCCAGUGGAAAGACAUCAAGCAGUAAGGUAUCUAGCAGAGUGGAAAAGGAUUACAAUGAUCUUUUUGAUGGAGAUGAUACGAGUAAUGCUGGUGAUUUUCUAAAUGACAAUGCAGUCGAGAUCCCUUCUUUUUCAAAAGGGAUUGUGAAUGAUGAUGAGGAUGAUGACGACCUCAUGAUGGCUUCAGGUCGUCCUAGACAGCGAAGUCACAUCCUAGAAGAUGAUGAAAACUCAUUUGAUAUUUCAAUGCUAAAAACUGGUUCUAGUCUUCGCAAAGAGGAGGAGGAAGAUGAUCAGGAAGGAAGCAUUCACAAUCUACCACUUGUAACAUCCCAGAGGCCAUUUUAUGAUGGACCCAUGCCAACUCCCCAGCAAAAGCCAUUUCAGUCAGGUUCUACACCCUUGCAUCUCACUCACAGAUUCAUGGUGUGGAACUCUAUUGGAAUUAUUCGCUGCUAUAAUGAUGAGCAAGACAAUGCCAUAGAUGUGGAGUUCCAUGAUACCUCCAUACACCAUGCAACACACUUAUCAAACACUCUGAAUUAUACAAUAGCAGAUCUUUCCCAUGAAGCUAUUUUGUUGGCAUGUGAAAGCACUGAUGAGCUAGCAAGCAAGCUUCACUGCCUGCACUUUAGUUCUUGGGAUUCCAGCAAAGAGUGGAUGAUAGACAUGCCUCAGAAUGAGGAUAUUGAAGCCAUAUGUGUUGGUCAGGGAUGGACUGCUGCUGCUACUAGUGCCCUGCUUCUUCGAUUGUUUACUAUUGGAGGGGUUCAAAAAGAGGUAUUCAGCCUUGCUGGGCCUGUGGUGUCAAUGGCAGGACAUGGAGAACAGCUUUUCAUUGUUUAUCACAGAGGUACAGGAUUUGAUGGGGAUCAGUGCCUUGGAGUUCAACUACUAGAGCUGGGGAAAAAGAAAAAACAAAUUUUGCAUGGUGACCCUCUUCCUCUUUCAAGGAAAUCCUACCUUACAUGGAUUGGGUUUUCCGCUGAAGGUACCCCUUGUUACGUGGAUUCAGAAGGAAUCGUUCGAAUGCUUAACAGAGGACUUGGUAAUACAUGGACUCCUAUAUGUAAUACAAGAGAGCACUGCAAAGGAAAAUCUGAUCACUACUGGGUGGUUGGUAUCCAUGAAAAUCCCCAGCAACUAAGGUGCAUUCCUUGUAAAGGUUCUCGGUUUCCCCCAACCCUUCCACGCCCUGCUGUUGCUAUAUUAUCCUUUAAGCUUCCUUAUUGUCAGAUUGCAACAGAGAAAGGACAAAUGGAGGAGCAGUUUUGGCGUUCGGUUAUAUUUCACAACCACCUUGAUUAUUUAGCUAAAAAUGGUUAUGAAUACGAAGAGAGCACUAAAAAUCAAGCAACAAAAGAGCAACAGGAACUUUUAAUGAAAAUGCUUGCGCUUUCUUGUAAACUGGAGCGGGAAUUUCGUUGUGUGGAACUUGCUGAUCUAAUGACUCAAAAUGCUGUGAAUUUAGCCAUUAAAUAUGCUUCUCGCUCUCGGAAGUUAAUACUGGCUCAAAGACUUAGUGAACUGGCUGUAGAGAAGGCAGCUGAAUUGACAGCAACCCAGGUGGAAGAGGAAGAAGAAGAAGAUUUCAGAAGAAAGCUGAAUGCUGGUUAUAGUAAUACCGCUACAGAGUGGAGCCAGCCAAGGUUCAGAAAUCAAGUUGAACAAGAUGCCAAGGACAGUGGAGAAGCUAACGACAAAGAAAAACCCGAAAUACAUAAGCAUGGACAGAACUCGUUUCCCAAAAGUACAGAUUCUACUGAUGUUUCACCUAAGUCAGGUGCAGUUACCUUUAGCAGCCAAGGACGAGUAAAUCCCUUCAAGGUAUCGGCCACUUCCAAAGAACCAGCCAUGUCAAUGAAUUCGGCAUGUUCAACUAAUAUUUUAGAUAAUAUGGCCAAAUCAUCCAAGAAAGCCACUGCACUUAAUCGAACUACCAAUAAUGAAAAGUCUCCCAUUAUAAAGCCUCUGAUUCCAAAGCCAAAGCCUAAGCAGGCAUCUGCAGCAUCCUAUUUCCAGAAAAGAACUUCUCAACCUAACAAAACUGAGGAAGUGAAAGAAGAAAAUCCUAAAAAUGUAUUAUCUGAAACCCCAGCUAUAUGUCCUCAAAACACUGAAAACCAGAGGCCAAAGACUGGGUUCCAAAUGUGGCUGGAAGAAAACAGAAGAAAUAUUUUGUCUGACAAUCCUGACUUUUCAGAUGAAACAGACAUAAUAAAAGAAGGAAUGAUUCGUUUUAGAGUAUUGUCAACUGAAGAAAGAAAGGCCUGGGCUAACAAGGCCAGAGGAGAAAUGGCAAGUGACGGAGCUGAAGCAAAGAAGCGAAAACGUGUAGUUGAUGAAAGUGAUGAAACAGAAAACCGGGAAGAAAAAGCAAAAGAGAAUCUGGAUUUGCCUAAAAAACAGAAACCUUUAGAUUUUUCUGCAAAUCAGAAACUAUCAGCUUUUGCAUUUAAGCAGGAGUAAAGGAAGAAAUUGACCCUAGGAAAGUAGUGGAUUUUUUUACUCAUCUUUGUAUAUGGACUUGAGUCUUUGGGAUACUCAUUAUAUAUUUUUUUAAAGAGUUUGAAGCAACUGUUUGUCUUUAUAAGAUAAUGUAGUAGGCUGGGUGUGGUGGUUCACACCUGUAAUCCCAGCACUUUGGGAGGUUGAGUCAGGUGGAUCAUGAGGUCAAGAGAUCAAGACCAUCCUGGCCAACAUGGUGAAACCCCGCCUCUUCUAAAAAUACAAAAAAAUUAGCUGAGCAUGGUGGCAUGUGCCUGUAGUCCUAGCUACUUGGGAGGCCAAGGCAGGAGAAUCGCUUGAACCCAGGAGGCGGAGGCUGCAGUGAGCUGAGAUCGCACCACUGCACUCCAGCCUGGGCAACAGAGAAAAACUGUCUCAAAAAAUAAAGAUAAUGUAAUAAUUAUAUUGGUGUAGGAAACAGAACAUACAUAAAAACUAUCAUCUUUACAGAUUACCCUACCUCCAAAUGCAGGGCCAUUCAGAGAUGCAUUGUGUUAGCUGUCUGUUUAUAUAGUCUGGAUUUUUUUUUAUAUAAAUAAAACUUUUUCAUUUCUAUAUUUGGUUUAAUAUGGUUUUAACAUUGUCUUUCCAUGAAAUGGAUAUAUUUCUGGAAAAUAUAUGUUAUAUUUACUACCAUAAUUUCUACCACCAACCCCAUCUUGCUCUGCAUUAUAUACACAGUAGAGAAGAACUGAAGACACUGUCAUGGUAGUGUUGCAGUCCAGGGCAUCAUGUGCUCCUGGUGGGAUACUCCAGUUGUCAACAUCAGCAGUACUUUUCUGAGCAAAUUUUUGAAGGCUUGGUAAGACAGUAAAGUUACACAAAGUAUUUAACUCUUAUUUUGAACAAACAGGGUUUAAUCAUGUCAUACAUUUUUAAUUAUUCUAAACAGAGACUAAUACAAAUAUACAUAAAGGUAGUGUACUGGGGGUGGGAGGGGAAGAAACACAUAAAAUCAGCUGACUCAAAAUCGAGGAUAGUUAAUAGCUUUAAAGGGAAAGAGUAUGUUGAAAAUUACAGACAUAAAGGAGCAAAGAAUAUUCCUUAUCCCCUGAUGAUUAAGGUGAGGAAGACAUACAUUUCUGAUUUUUGAAUAGCUGAUAUUGGAGACAUAGCACAGUGGUUGUGAGCAGAUUCCAAAGCCAGACUACCUAGGUUCCAAGACCCACUUCUCUACCUACUAUUAAUAGUUGGGUCAUGUUGGGCCAGUGACCCAAAUUCUAGCCUUUGUUCACUCGUCUGUAAAAUGGGUAUAAAGAUAGUACCUACUUUAUAGGAAUGUUAUGAGAAUUAAAUGAAAUGAAGCAUUAGUUUCUGACAGUAAUCUUUUAUAUAAAUGUUACUAUUACGAUGAUGCUGUUGUUUAUUUCAUCUGGCUUUGUCAUUAGGUUUGAUUCUGAAUACUAUAUGAACUAAUUUGUAUUUCAAGAUCUUAAGUAAAGUUUUAUUUAUAAUACUUUGGAAAGCAUGUUUAUAGACAUGUAUUUUGUUUUUGGUUCCUCAACUUGCUUUGCAUAUAGUUUAUAAUACUAGGUUGGUACAAAAAUAAAUGCAGUUUUGCCAUUUCAGUGGCAAAAACCGUAAUUACUUUUGUGCCAACCUAAUGCUUAAGGAUAUAAUGUGUGAGUGUUUCAGAUUCAUAGCAACCUGAUAAUACCAAGGAUUUACAAAAGGGUUUUUAAUUCCCUAUUUUUAUUUGCCUGAAGGAAGGUUUUUGUAUUGACUUGGUUCAACUUACAAAUCAGAACUUUGAAACCAAGAAACGUUUUCCUUAUUUCUUUGCUAUAUAAUAGUAAACCUGUUUUUUCCAUUGUUUUUUCCAGCGAAUUGGGACUUGAUAGUAGGAAAGUAGAAAUGGAAUAAAUUAAUAUAUUAAUCAUCAUCAUAUCAAUAAUUAUUGCCUGUUUGAGCUUAUUGUAUACUAUAGAAAACUGACAUAUACUUAAUUUUAUUCUCCAAAAGCAAAAACUUCUCAGAGGUUUCUUUACAGAUUUACACUCAUUAGAAGGGCGUCCUCUGAUUAUUUCAGAGAGCAAGUGAGUAGGCCUGGGGUUAUGUGCAACUCUGGGGACUCUGCUGUGAUCUAUAGCCUCUCAUAUCUGUGCAGCAGCCUAGGGUGAGUCACCGUCACUAACGUGUCAGGUAGUCCCUUUGGACAAAAGCAUGAGACCCAUCCAUGUAGAAAGCAUCUUAAUUGGUGAUUAUUUGUCUUAUGAGCCCUCUUUGUUUCCUGUCUGUUUUAUUAUCGAAAUAUAUAAUUUUACCCCAGGUUUUCAUCUUGGAUCUCUCAAACCUACAGAAAAUCUGAAAUUUUACAGUAAACACCCAUAUAUCCUUCCUCUAAUUUUUCUUAUUGACAUUUUACCAUGUAUGCUUUAUAGAUAGGAUUUUUCCUGAACUGUUUGAAAUAUGCAUAUACUGCAUCCCUCAGUACCCAGGAGAUAGUCUAAGAACAAAGAUUUUCUUCUGCAUAA
Molecule: messenger RNA, 6104 nt
Organism: Callithrix jacchus (white-tufted-ear marmoset)
Lineage: Eukaryota; Metazoa; Chordata; Mammalia; Primates; Cebidae
Gene: WDHD1
Product: WD repeat and HMG-box DNA binding protein 1
Biological process (GO): DNA-templated DNA replication; mitotic cell cycle; DNA repair
Cellular component (GO): nuclear replication fork
Molecular function (GO): DNA binding; protein binding; chromatin binding
Source: RefSeq, a predicted model, not a curated record